Molecule: messenger RNA, 2253 nt
Organism: Trematosphaeria pertusa
Lineage: Eukaryota; Fungi; Ascomycota; Dothideomycetes; Pleosporales; Trematosphaeriaceae
Product: peptidase S41 family protein
Exons: 2
Coding region: 1-2253 (750 amino acids)
Biological process (GO): proteolysis
Molecular function (GO): serine-type peptidase activity
Source: RefSeq, a predicted model, not a curated record
AUGAAGCUGCUGGCCCUGCUUGCCUUCACCGGCUUGCUUACCCUCGGUGGUGCUACGCCGGUGGCACCCACCCGAGUCAACUCCAUCUACGCCCGCCAGUCCAAUGGCACCAACACCACGGCCCCGUGUGCUCAGGUCUCCCAGGCAAUAUACAGCGUACCCGACCGGACGCUUACCCCGACUGUUCCUGCCAAGCUCGCCUACGACUGCAUCAACAGCGUGCCCUUCAACGCCACCGCCGCCAAGCUGAUAUUGCAGGGCCUUCCUCCCUACCUCAACUGGCAGAGCACCCUCACCGCGCUCAAGAGCCCGCCUGCCGAGUAUGCCUCGAAGGUGCAGCCGCCCCUUGACAUCCUCGGCGGCUUGAGCCAGAUGGCAGCCGACGUCGAUGCUGGCAAAUUCACGAGCGAAUAUGACUUCGGUUGGACGCUGUACACGUUGAUCCAAUCGGCCCACGAUGGUCACUUCGCCUACAUUCCCGAUUCUGUGGGCAGCGUCUUUGCUUUUGGCCGCAAGGUGCCAUUGGUUUCCGUGUCCGAAGAUGGAGAGCAGCUCCCCUCCAUUUUCGCCUUCUACGAUGUGUUGGGCAUGCAGUUCAAAAACAUCACCUACACCCCGUCGCCCGUGGUCGAGAUUGAUGGACAGGAUGCCUCCGAGUUCCUUGAGCAGUGGAGCCAGUGCGGCUCCCUGCAGGACCGCGACGCCUUGUACAACAAUGUGUUCUACGAACUUGCCCAGGUUAGUCUCGGCUCUUCUGGCUCCGGAACAGGAUCAUUCACCGGUGGUGGACGCGGCCGCUUCGUCUAUCCCGGAGCUACGACUACGCUGAAGUUUGCCAACGGGACCGAGUAUACGAUGGAGAACUACGCGCGGGUACAGAUUAGCUUCCGCGAAAUCGAAUCGGGAGAAGAUCUGGGGGAGUGGUUCACAAAAUUUGCAGGCUCAGCGGCACAAGUGGAAUCCACAGGAACUGUUGCUGCUGCAGCGGCGGCUGCACCUGGGUACCCUGCGCCUGUUGUUCCCGGCCCGGGCAACCUCAUCAACGGAUUCUACAUUGACACUCCGGGCUACGAAGACGUCGCAGUGCUCCAAGUUCCGAAUUUCGUUGGUACCGCCGCCUAUGAAAUCGGUUUCCAGAAGACCACGCAAGAGUUCCUACCGAAGGCGCUCGCGGACGGCAAGACAAAGUUGAUCAUUGAUCUCCAGGCCAAUGGCGGAGGUACGAUUCUCCAGGGAUAUGACAUGUUCAAGCAACUCUUCCCGUCCCUGGACCCGUAUGGUGCCAACCGCUUCCGCUACACUGAAGCUGCGGAUCUCAUCGGCCAGUCGUACAGCGCCUAUGCUUCCCUGGCUCCUCGCGGAACGGGCAACUAUUCAAUCAGGCAGGUUCAGAAUGCCUACUUCGACUACCAUAUGGAUAUGACUGUUGAUGGCGAGCCAUUUGACUCGUGGGAUGAGAAGGUUGGGCCUGUUGAAACAAACGGUGACAAGUACACCCAGCUUUCGCGAUGGAACCUCUCCGACGUCCUUAUCUCCAUCUCCUCUGGCGGCAUCAACAUCACUGGAUAUGGCCCCCUCGCCAAUAUCACUGGUCCGCCCAAGUUCAGCUCCGAGAACAUUGUUCUCCUCACGGACGGCUACUGUGCAUCUACUUGCACCAUUUUCAGUGACUUCAUGACCAAGCAAGCUGGUGUCAAGACCAUUGCCAUGGGCGGCCGAAGCAACAAGAACCCCAUUCAGGCUAUUGGUGGGGUGAAGGGCGUGAACAAUUACGCCUUUUCCUACAUCCAGUCGUUGGCUAUGAACGCCGUCCAACUUGCCGAUGCGGGGCUAAAAUCUGAGCUCAACUCCUCAUCCCUGCGCGACUACUACGACAACUAUAUCUUCGCCCGAGCCGCUGGUUCUCCCGGUGUCAAUGUUCGCGACGGAGUCGCCCCCAACGAUACCUCUGGCGUCGCGCUGCAGUUCAUUUACGAGGAAGCGGGUUGCCGACUCUACUACACGCCAGAGAUGACUGUGGACGCCACUGCCAUGUGGACGGCGGCCGCUGAUGCGCAGUGGGGCAACAGCGGCAAGUGCGUGAACGGUGGAGGCUACGGAAAGCGGGAGGCUGAGGAGGUCACCACCAAGCUAAAGCCGCGACGCGUCCAUAUUUCGCAGGCCGCUGCACUGAGGAAGUUUGAGGCGUUCGAGAAGAGCUUCGACCUGGAGACGGAGUGCCACAUGUCUGGCGACGGAUUCAUGGACCCGUGA